CACAGAAUGCUGGUGUAAAUUAAUGAGCUGGUCCACGUUAAUAUCCCCUGUUCCAGUGAGUCACUGGUCCAGGGGGGUGCUAAUAGAACGGUGCGUUGUCCUUAGCAAGGUUUGAACAUUCCCGGCCUGUCCCCGGUAUGAUAAUGAUCACAAUCGCGAGCGCGAGAAUAUAUUAGGGCUCGUACUUGCUCGUGCUGUUCUGAACAACACCCAUCCUGAAAUCAUCUCCGGCGCGCCUCUCCCACAGAGGACCUAUUCACGGGUUCCCUGCCAAGCACUACAUCGCGCAGCGCUAUCCGAUACCCAGGCUAGGCGAAUACCUUCCAUUGCGCCGCCGACUUUUCCAAAAUAUGAGGUCCCUCCCGGAUGCCAAAAUCAGAAUAAUGAUACUCAACCCCAGUGGCGGCGCGGGGUUCAACGACUUGGUGGCGGAAACAGUGAUGAAAUACAAGGACCCAAACACCCACGUCACAGUCGCCUCACUCGCCGACCGCAUCGGAGGCACCCAAACCCUGGCGUACCCGGUGCUCCGGCCUCUGGUUUACGGCGAAAUGAUACGGGCGUGUUUGCAGUGCCGCAAGGAGAACUACGAUGCGCUCAUCGUGAAUUGCUUCGUCGACCCGAUGGUGGACGAGCUCAGGCAGAUCGCGGGUGAUGAUAUGGUUGUUCUCGGUGCGAGGCAAAUGGCCGUUCAGACGGUGUCGAGGCUUGGGUGCAGGUACGCCGUGCUGUCGCUGUACGACAUGCAGGGCUCACAAGACCCAUUGCUUCAGCGCUGUCUCUCGGACACAAGGACUGCGGUCUCGCAUCCGCUUAUCGACGUGGCGUUCAACGAUGAUCUUACGCCAAUGAAUGUCGAAGGUUUGCGCGAGAGCUUAGCCACGCAGGGAGAGCUAGCAGUCAGGCAGGAUGGCGCAGAGACUCUCAUCCUGGGCUGCACGGCUAUGUCCGGGUGCUGGCGGGGAUUGAUGCGAGCGGUGGGCGUUCCUGUUAUUGAUCCAACUGUUGCUGCCCUCAGAGGAGCGGGCGAGGCCGUUCGACUCAAACGUGAGUUUGGUUGGGGAGCUUCGACUAAGGGGGCUGGAAAUGUUCCGACAGAGAAUCAGCUGGAGUUGAUUGCUGAACAGUCGUACCCCUAUAGUGGAAGAAUCGAAAUCGAGUAAAUCGCUAUUCCCACACACAUAACCAGGAGACGUGGUAUGGUUCUUGCUGCCUAACCCACAGGUGAUAUCCGGCUGUAUAUCUGACUGGAUUAGGGUCUACCUGGUUUAUUAGAUAUAGCUAACUCUAGAUAGAGUAUAACUAGAUUAAAAAAGAUUAUAUAAUUAUAUCUUCUAUAC
Aspergillus versicolor CBS 583.65 is the source of this 1340-nucleotide messenger RNA. RefSeq names its product aspartate/glutamate racemase family protein. The transcript has a single exon. The coding region runs from base 351 to 1163 and encodes 270 amino acids. The record is from RefSeq and is a predicted model, not a curated record. NCBI's taxonomy places the organism in Eukaryota, Fungi, Ascomycota, Eurotiomycetes, Eurotiales, Aspergillaceae.